AUGUCCAAGUCUCGCCGUAAUGUUCGGUUCCAACGCCGGUCGAACGGUGAGCGGCGGCUGAGCGUGUCAUCCGACGUCAGCGACGCACCCUCAGAGCCAUCCAGCCCCAGCAGAAAUGGUGCUGUCUCAAAACCGAGCACAAUCGAAGAGGAGAAGCCGCCACUGUCCGAGUAUGAGAAGAAGAAGCAGACCUUCAUUACCCGCACGAUAUGGACUUUCGUCAUGAUCGCGGGUUUCUUCGUCGCCCUGUUCUCCGGUCACAUCUAUAUCAUUGGUCUGGUCACUGCGAUCCAGAUCGUCUCUUUCAAGGAAGUUAUCGCCAUCGCCAAUGUCCCCAGCAAGGAGAAGAAUCUCCGCUUCACCAAGUCCCUGAACUGGUAUUUUCUCGCGACAACCAUGUAUUUCCUGUAUGGAGAGAGCGUCAUCUAUUAUUUCAAGCACAUCCUGCUGGUUGAUAAAGUUCUUCUUCCCCUCGCCACGCAUCACCGAUUCAUCAGCUUUACCCUCUACGUCAUGGGUUUCGUUUUCUUCGUUGGCUCGCUGCAGAAGGGCCACUAUCGUUUUCAGUUUACCCAGUUUGCUUGGACUCACAUGGCCCUGUACCUCAUCGUCGUCCAGGCCCACUUUGUUAUGAACAACAUCUUUGAGGGAAUGAUCUGGUUCUUCCUCCCCGCUUCCUUGGUCAUCACCAACGACAUCUUCGCCUAUGUUUGUGGCAUCACCUUCGGACGCACCCAACUGAUCCAAUUGUCUCCCAAGAAGACUGUCGAGGGCUUCAUUGGAGCGUGGAUUUGCACCGUCAUUUUCGGAUACUUCAUGACUAAUAUGCUGAUGCGGUAUAAGUACUUCAUUUGCCCGGUCAAUGAUCUUGGCGCAAAUGUCUUGACUGGUCUGGAGUGUGAUCCAAACCCAGCUUUCGUUCCUCAGCCAUACUCGCUCGCGCUUUUUGGAAUCGACAAGACCUUCUACGUUGAGCCCAUGCAGUUCCAUAUUCUGGGCUUCGCUACCUUCGCCUCUCUCAUUGCCCCCUUCGGUGGAUUUUUUGCUUCCGGUCUGAAGCGUACCUUUAAGAUCAAGGACUUCGGCGAGUCGAUUCCCGGCCAUGGCGGUAUCACCGACCGUAUGGACUGUCAGUUUAUAAUGGGAUUCUUCUCCUUUAUGUACUUCCACAGCUUCAUUGCCAUCUAUAAGGCGAGCGUUGGAGACAUAAUCGAGACUGCUAUCAACGGAUUGACCGUCGAUGAGCAGCUCGAGGUUGUCCGUGGUCUCGGCAAGUAUUUGUACAACCAGGGCGCUGUUUCCGAAACGAUUUUGGACUGUCUUACCUCCGAGCUCAAACGUCGGUGA
Penicillium macrosclerotiorum is the source of this 1347-nucleotide messenger RNA. RefSeq names its product phosphatidate cytidylyltransferase (gene cds1). Gene Ontology annotation, cellular component: endoplasmic reticulum membrane. The transcript is spliced from 4 exons. Lineage: Eukaryota; Fungi; Ascomycota; Eurotiomycetes; Eurotiales; Aspergillaceae. The coding region runs from base 1 to 1347 and encodes 448 amino acids. Gene Ontology annotation, molecular function: phosphatidate cytidylyltransferase activity. The record is from RefSeq and is a predicted model, not a curated record.